Didymodactylos carnosus is the source of this 1575-nucleotide messenger RNA. The record is from the annotation of a GenBank genome assembly. NCBI's taxonomy places the organism in Eukaryota, Metazoa, Rotifera, Eurotatoria, Philodinida, Philodinidae.
AUGGCUAUGUCAAGGCCACCAAAUGAUUAUCCGCUAAGAAUUCUGGUACCAAGCGAAUGUGUGGGUGCCAUUAUCGGAAAAGGUGGAGCCCAAAUUAAACAGAUUAAACAACAGACCCAUGCAAAAGUUGAUGUUAAUAAGACAGAAUCAGCAUCAAAUUCUACGCAUAGUCAAGAACGCGUUAUUAUUAUUCGAGGACAACAAGACAAUUGUGUUGAAGCCUGCCAUGAAAUAUUGAAAAUCAUGUAUGAUGAUGCACAAAUCAAAAAUAGAUCGACUGAGGUUGUUUUAAAAGUAUUAGCACAUAAUAAUUAUAUUGGUAGAAUAAUUGGUAAAGCAGGAAAUAUUAUUAACAAUAUUAAAAAAGAGUCUGAUUGUACCGUCACUGUCUCAAGUGUUAAUGAUGUAACACCGUAUAAUUGCGAACGAAUUAUUACCAUAAAAGGUGAAUUAGAUAAUGAAAUAAAGGCGUUAGAAACUGUGUACAGCAAAUUAUGCAUGGCGCAUGAAAAUGAUUACACAAAGGCGUGGACAAACGGUAUCAGUGGUCAGCCACAAUUAAUGAUGAUAGGACCUCCUCAGCAUUCUUCAUCAAAUAUUGUUCUCCAAUCUGCUCAAUUACCGCCACCUGCGUCAUCAACACUUUCACAUCCACAACAAAUCCUACCAACAAAUUUUUCAAAUACGAUGGUACCAAAAUUAAAUCAUCAACCAAAUUUUUCAAAUCCUUACUAUCCUUCGCCAUUUUAUCCCACUCCUGGUGGCUAUUAUAUGGUUCCUACAACGAAUUUGAAUAGUAAUAGCGGAACAUAUAAUAAUAUGGCCAACAGUAAUUAUUCACGAAUGUCAAAUCCAGUGGCCAAUGAAACAGUUAAUUUGUAUGUGCCAAAUACAGUUGUUGGAGCAAUUAUUGGAACGAAAGGACUAUUUAUUAAAAGCAUAAUCAAACAUUCAAAUGCCUCCGUUAAAAUUGCUCCAAUAAGUCCAGAUGAAGAUCAAAACAAAAUAAUUGAUCGUCAAGUUACCAUUAUAGGAACACCAGAGGCACAAUGGAAGGCUCAAUAUUAUAUUUAUGAUAAAAUUCGACAAGAAGGCUAUGCUGGUAAUGACGAUGUAAAACUUCGAGCUGAAGUUUUUAUUCCAAGCUCAGUUAUUGGACGUCUGAUCGGCAAGGGAGGACAAAAUGUUCGCGAGUUACAGCGACAAACCGGUGCAGCUAUUAAAUUACCUGAUGAUUCACAGCAACAAACGCAGUCAAACGAAGUUCCAGUGAAAAUUAUCGGUCCGUUUCAAGCUAGUCAAUUUGCUCAGCGUCGUAUACAAUCAUUAAUACAAAUGUCAAUGAAUCGCUCGGAACCUUCUUCUUCAACAUUACCGAAUAUAAAUGAUAAUAGUUCAGACAAUCGUGCAUCACAUACGAAUAAUAAUGAUAACACAGACGAUAAUAAUUCAUCACCUUCUGCCAGUGAGAGUACCGAACAAUUGACAUCAUCUAUGAACGGCAUUACUCUUGAAAACAAUCUAAACGCUGAUGAUGAAACAGAGGAAAAUAAUAAUGGCACAUCCACAUCCUAG